AUGACAGCAACGAUUGAUUUCUAUUCCCAAGAGGCUCGAAAGCCGAUGCUGAGCGAUCCUGAAGAUACUGAUCUUGUUGUUGGGAAGGAUUUCCUCGGUUACACUCCAUUGAAUCACCCUAGGGGUGAAUGUGUUGCAGACGUCAUUGCUGUCACGGGCUUAGCAGGGCAUGCAUUCGGCUCAUGGAGGCAUGAAGAUGGCAAGAUGUGGCUGCGGGACCUCCUUCCUCAAGAUCUCCCUGCAGUACGAGUGAUGAUUUAUGGAUAUUCCGCCCAGGUGCAAGGAGCCACUCAGGCCACAAGUAUUCUUGAGGAUCAUGCGGAGACCUUUCGACAGCGGCUAUUGUCAUUUCGCCGCUUCGAGCCCAAACGUCCACUUAUUCUGAUUGUCAGUCCAUUUGACCCGCGAGUUGGAGAAAUCUGA
Messenger RNA from Aspergillus aculeatinus CBS 121060, 423 nucleotides. RefSeq lists its product as uncharacterized. Lineage: Eukaryota; Fungi; Ascomycota; Eurotiomycetes; Eurotiales; Aspergillaceae. Bases 1 to 423 code for a protein of 140 amino acids. The record is from RefSeq and is a predicted model, not a curated record. The transcript is spliced from 3 exons.